Molecule: messenger RNA, 1815 nt
Organism: Lottia gigantea (owl limpet)
Lineage: Eukaryota; Metazoa; Mollusca; Gastropoda; Lottiidae
Exons: 8
Coding region: 1-1038 (345 amino acids)
Molecular function (GO): magnesium ion binding; 8-oxo-GDP phosphatase activity; 8-oxo-dGDP phosphatase activity
Source: RefSeq, a predicted model, not a curated record
AUGGAGAAAAUAGAUGAAAAUAUAAUAAAAUUAAUGCAAAAUGAAAGUUUGCAAAUUGAAUCAGUGGAUGUGAUAGGUGAUGGUGCAGGUGAAUUUAUACCAAGAACAAAGAAAAAUAUUGGGUAUAUAGUUGGUGGAAUUGUAUUUAAUGAGAAAAAUGAAAUCUUAAUGACCCAGGAAUCUAAAAGAUCAUGUUAUGAAAAAUGGUAUUUACCAAUGGGUAGAAUGGAACCUGGUGAAACUCUACAAGAGGGUGCUAUAAGAGAAGUGGAAGAAGAAACUGGUAUAAUAUCAGAACCUGUAACAUUAUUAGUUAUUGAAUCUGGUGGUUCUUGUUGGUUUAGAUUUUUAUUUAUUAUGAAGCAAACAGGUGGUGCAUUAAAAACAAAAGAAGAUAAAGAAUCAAUUAAAGCUGAAUGGUUUCCACCUGAUAAGAUAUUGAAUAAACAAGUGGCUAUCAGAUCAACAGAUAUAUUUCCUGUUAUUAAGAGAGGAGUUGAUUUUAUGAAAGACGAAGUCAUAAACCAACCCAAUAUAUUACCAGUUAUAGUACCUCAUAUACAAAUGAUAUAUAGAUUUCUUCUAAUAUCAAAAACACAAGAUGGGGAUUAUGGUGUACUAGUAAAUAUUAAUAAAGAUGUACAUUUACCAUGUUGUAUGGUAGGACAAGCUGAUAUGUCAAUCAUGGUUUCAUUAUUUAAAUUAUUUAAGGAAGUGUUUGGUCGAGUAAAAGAAAUUCCUAAAGUAUGUGGUAUCAUUAACAUAGAAUAUUGUGGGAAACCUGCUAAUCAACAUGAUGGAAUGUGUAUAACAUGUCUAAUAUCAUUAAAAACAUUACCUAAACUAGAGGGUAGUCAAAGACAGUUUUAUGAUUGGCAUGUUAUAACUCAUACACAACUGAUAGAAAAGUUGCAUCUAAUGUUACAAUGUAAAGCUAUUUUACCAUUUACUGAUGUACAUGCUAAAGGAACAUUUUACGAUUUGGUGCAUUAUAUCAUCCAGGAAGUAAAUAACAAUAUAACACAGUUUUGUAAGUAGAAAAGUUUAAUCGGAGAAUUCAAGAAAUUAUUUUUAAAUAAAGGUGAUUACAAGGCAGUUAUUCUUUCAUUGUUGUCACAUAGGCACAGUGAAAAUUGUUAUAACAGAAUACAAAAUCACAAAGUCAUUGUUUAGCACUAAAAACAUGUUAACCGGUAUAAUAUGAUGGAAUCAUAUCUCUUAAUCAUAGCAUAAAGAAUAUGGAUACAACUUUAUUUUUAAAAAAUCAAUCAAUGCUGCUCUUAAUUAUAACCUAUGUAUGUAUAUACCAGAACUGUAAAACACUUGCAUAAUUCCUCAACUGGGGAUUUCAUUUUUAUUGUAAUUUUAUCUCUGGCUGAAAAUUGUAGUGUCCAAAAAUUGUUCAUCUAGUUGACAAAGUCUAUAAUAGUUAAUAUAGUGUAUAGAUAAUAUUUGAUUUACCUUCUAAAUUAAGGGGGUUGUGACUAUGGAUAAUUGUGGACACCUGGCUAAGAAUGCAAAAAUUUCGUUGGUAUGUUCUUAACUCUACUACUGAUUAUAUUAGCUUAACACGUCUUGUUCUGGUACAAACUGAUAUCUGAAAAUGGUGAACCCUGGCCUUUUAAUGUAUACAAAUAACAGUAAGAUGAUGUUUUAUCAGAAGUAUAAAGAAACUAUCAUUCUGUCAAACAAUAUACAUUAAAGUUUAUAUCACAGCCUUAUUAAUAGCAACUUAUCAAAUUUUAUUAUUGUAAAUGCAUUUGAUUUAUACAAAUAAACAGUUUCUUAAAUAUACAACAUGAUCAAACUUUAAUU